AGUAGCUUAACGUGUCUCUCUCAUUUUAGAAUGGAAAGAGUUUCUUGGUGUUGAAUGAACAGAGAUUUGCAAAAGAGAUUCUUCCCAAAUACUUCAAGCAUAACAACAUGGCAAGCUUUGUCAGACAGUUAAACAUGUAUGGCUUCCGUAAAGUUGUCCAUGUUGAUUCUGGAAUUGUCAAACUGGAGCGAGAUGGUCCUGUAGAGUUUCGUCAUGCGUAUUUUAGGCAGGGCCGGGAGGACUUGCUGGAACACAUUAAAAGGAAGGUUUCUUCUUCGAGACCUGAAGAAAACAAGAUACGUCAGGAAGAUCUCUCUAAAAUAAUAUGCAGUGCUCAAAAGGUGCAAAUUAAACAAACAACUAUUGAAUCUCAGUUGACUCUUUUGAAGAGAGAGAAUGAAUCCCUUUGGAGGGAAGUGUCAGAACUGAGAGCAAAACACUUGCAACAGCAGCAAGUUAUUCGAAAGAUUGUACAAUUCAUUGUUACCUUGGUGCAGAAUAACCAACUAGUGAGCCUAAAACGCAAGAGGCCUCUACUUCUGAAUACUAAUGGACCUACAAAGUCGAAUGUAUUUCAGAAAAUUGUGAAAGAACCAGCUGACAGUAGCCACCAUGUACCUCUCAACAGAAAUGAGGGCUUAAAACAAAGGGAACAGAUUUCAGAUGACAUUGUUAUUUAUGAUGUCACUGAGGAUGUGGGUGAGGAAGAACAUCCCAUGGCUGAUGAAGAAAAUCUUCCUGUUACACCAGAAACAAGUGAAGAUACCACUUCAGAUUCUUCCAACUGUAGCUGUAGCUACCACUCUCCUGAUAUUGUAAUUGUGGAAGAUGAUAAUGAAGAUGAAUAUGCCCCUGUAAUUCAAGGGGAUAAAAGCACUGAAUCAGUUGCUGUCCCAGGUAAUGAUCCAGUCAGCCCUGCCAGUGACAGCACAAACCCACUCAUGUCAAGUGCUGUACAGCUGAAUAACCAGUCAACUUUAACUGCAGAAGACCCAGUCUCUGUGAUGGAUUCCAUACUCAAUGAAAAUGGAGUAAUUUCACAGAAUAUAAAUCUUCUUGGAAAAGUUGAACUUCUGGAUUAUCUGGACAGUAUCGACUGCAGUUUAGAGGACUUCCAGGCUAUGUUGUCAGGACGACAGUUCAGCAUAGAUCCAGAUCUCCUGGUUGAUCUUUUUACAAGUUCUGUGCAGAUGAAUCCCACAGAUCAUGAUCAUAUCACUAAUACCAAAACGGAGACAAAGGGAAAAGAAACUAACAAGAAUAAUGCCGGUCCAGCAGCUUCCCAGGAAAUGCAAGAUAAGCAGCUGAUACACUACACUGCGUUUCCACUCCUUGCAUUCCUCGAUGGGAACCCAGGCUCUGCUGUUGAGAGUGGGAGCUUCACAGCUGAAACUCCUUCCACUGCUGAAGGGGACGAGCUCCUGGAGAGCAGCCUGGAUCCCCAGCCCACCCAGAGCAAACUGGUGCGUCUGGAGCCACUGACAGAGGCAGAGGCGAGCGAAGCCACGCUGUUCUACCUGUGUGAACUUGCCCCAGCACCCAUGGACACAGACAUGUCCUUCUUGGAUAACUGAUGUGAGAGAGGCUCUGUAUAUAGCCAUGAAGAUGAACUAUUUAUUUAGAAUAUUGUUUGAGAGUUUUUUUGUAAAUCACUGUUUUAUGUAACCAGGUAUGUGGAAUCUGAAGUACCUUUCCUAUCUUAUACAAGCAAUUGUUUAGCUAUGGAGUUAGACAAACCACCAGGCACAGCUGGCACUGCUGAGCCAGGCUGCUGCUGCACUGCUGUGAACACUUGGUGUUGCACACAUUGCUUGUACUGCAGGUAACCAACACUUGUCAAUAGUGAGCUUUGGUUUAUGGUUUCUUAUACUUCUUGUCUUACCUAUGAUGACAUAAACUAGUAGUGUAUGGUUAGGGAACACUGACUUUCUGUAUUUUGGGAUUUUUAUUUUUUACAUUUUGUUUUAACACACAUGAGGCUUUUUUGGGGUGGGGGGACCAGGACCUAAUGUAGGCUUAUUUUUCCCUGCUUCAACUGGGAACAAAGUGCCUGUACCUUGCUGAAUCUUGGUUCUGCCUUACUUUCACUUCAGUGGAAGUGCUUACACAUAGCACAAACUGGGGAAAAGUUCUUGACAGCUGCCAGGCCCCAUGACUGCAUGAGUACUUUCACCUUGGACCAUCUAUGCUGACAAAAUAAAUGUUACUUAAGUGUGGUAUCUGUCAA
Cyanistes caeruleus (blue tit) is the source of this 2227-nucleotide messenger RNA. The record is from RefSeq and is a predicted model, not a curated record. Lineage: Eukaryota; Metazoa; Chordata; Aves; Passeriformes; Paridae.